Molecule: messenger RNA, 924 nt
Organism: Olea europaea var. sylvestris
Lineage: Eukaryota; Viridiplantae; Streptophyta; Magnoliopsida; Lamiales; Oleaceae
Exons: 2
Coding region: 1-924 (307 amino acids)
Biological process (GO): cell wall modification
Molecular function (GO): pectinesterase activity
Source: RefSeq, a predicted model, not a curated record
AUGCAUCUAUUUACGGCAAGGGAUUUAUUGUUCGACAAAUGGCAUUUCAGUCUUCAGAAUACAGCCGUUGCAAUCAAGAACCAACUUGUUGCUAUAUAUUCAGCUUCUGAUCAAUCAGUGUUCUACAUAUCCAGCAUUGAAGGCUAUCAAGAUUCUCUCUACUCAGACUCUCUUCGCCAAUACUAUCGAGAAUGCGUCAUUUAUGGAGCCGGUGAUUUCAUUAUCAGAUUUCCAGCAACUGUUAUACAGUCCGGAGCUUUAAGUCAAGCUCAAAGGAAUGCCUUGCAAAGGUAUUGCAAGUUAGAUCAACACGCUCUCUCUAUUAUUUACACGGGCUUAGAUGAAGCCAUAUUCGAGAAAGUUACGUCCUCUACAAAAGCUAAGGAAGCUUGGGAGAUUCUCGAGAACAAUUUCAAGGGAAUUGAAAAAGUGAAGAAGGUGCACCUUCAAAUCCUUCAUGGAGAGUUUGAAUCUCUGCACAUGAAAGAGUCUGAAUCUGUCUUUGACUAUUCCACUAGAGUGUCCUCCACUGCCAAUCAUAUGAAGUGGUACGAGGAGAAUAUUGCAGAAAGUCAUGUCAUUGAGAAAAUUCUUAGAUCACUUGAGUCAAAACAUGAGUUUGUUAGUAUUGCCACUGAAGAGUCUAAUGACUUGGAUACCAUGACCCUUGAUCAACUCAUGGGGCCCUUGCAAGCAUAUGAAGAAAGAUUGAAGAAGAGAGGAGAACAUGUAGCUCAAGUUCUCCAAACGAAUGUCUCCUUGGGAGGUCAACUGAAAGAGCAAGGACGAUCUCAAGGAAGAUGUCAAAUUCAUGGUCGAGGUCGUGGUCGUGGUCGCGGAGGAAAUUAUGGUCGUGGUAAUGAAAAAAAUGAUGAAAAACAAAAUUUGAAUAAUGAAGGAUCAAGCAAUCACUCGAGAGGAUGA